This is a messenger RNA of Microcebus murinus (gray mouse lemur), 580 nucleotides long. Lineage: Eukaryota; Metazoa; Chordata; Mammalia; Primates; Cheirogaleidae. The record is from RefSeq and is a predicted model, not a curated record.
UGCAAAGCAGAGACCCUAGUGCAGGCCCGAAAGAGAAAGAGAACGAGUAUCGAGAACCGAGUGAGAGGCAACCUGGAGAACUUGUUCCUGCAGUGCCCAAAACCCACCCUGCAGCAGAUCAGCCACAUCGCCCAGCAGCUUGGGCUUGAGAAGGAUGUGGUCCGAGUGUGGUUCUGUAACCGGCGCCAGAAGGGCAAGCGAUCCAGCGGUGACUAUUCACAACGGGAGGAGUUGGAGGCUGCCGGGUCUCCUUUCUCAGGGGGCCCAGUGUCCUUUCCCCUGGCCCCUGGGCCCCGUUUCGGUACCCCAGGCUAUGGGAGCCCUCACUUUACCACCCUGUACUCCUCGGUCCCUUUCCCUGAGGGGGAAGCCUUUCCCUCUGUCUCUGUCACCACUCUGGGCUCUCCCAUGCAUUCAAACUGAGGUGCCUGCCCUUCUAGGAAUGGGGGGGCCGGGCAAGGGAAGGAGCUCAGGAAGGGAGAACCUGGAGUUUGUAUCAGGGCUUUUGGGAUUACGUUCUUCAAUCACAAAGGAAGGAAUUGAGAACACAAGGGGUGGGGCAGGGAGUUUGGGGGAGCUG